Messenger RNA from Suillus paluster, 909 nucleotides. RefSeq lists its product as uncharacterized. NCBI's taxonomy places the organism in Eukaryota, Fungi, Basidiomycota, Agaricomycetes, Boletales, Suillaceae. The transcript is spliced from 6 exons. The record is from RefSeq and is a predicted model, not a curated record. Bases 1 to 909 code for a protein of 302 amino acids.
AUGACACGCUACACACUCAAUGAUCACUUCAGUGAUUGGAACUUGAAGAAGACAAUGAUGUUGGAUGCAAUCAACACGUCAACAUUAGCACUGUGGCAUGCGGAUGUAGAGGCAUGGGAGGAAGACCAUACCAAGUCAAACCCCUUCAAAAGUCAAGUCAUUCAUGCAUCGGUUUCUUGGUUUCUAUCCUUCAAUACUGAUGAACUGUUUGCCGUGGUUCUAGCAAUGACUCAAGCUAUGGUUUGCUUGGAAUUUGCAGAACGUGAAAGACAUGACCUGCAAGAUGGAAUUGACUUGUUCCUUCAUGCUGAGAUUUCACCCAGCGUGCUCAUAGUAAAUGGACUCGAACUUGAAGACCAGCAGUGGUGCCUAUGUGCAGACAGGAAAACACCAAGCCAAAAUCCUUCCGAUAACCAAAAAGCCAAAAUUCAAAUAAUAUCCACCUGCACGCCCAUCUCAAUACCUUCAAAACUCUGCACAUCUGUAGCCAGUGGGCAAGUACCCGUGCACGCAGUGCUCUUGACCUCGCAGAGGCAAAAAAAAUGUGCCAGCCAACUCAAAUAUGAGGCUGCUCGUGUGGUGCUUGAUAACCUUGGGGAUCAUCUAGGUAUGGUCUUCAAGAUUAUGCAAAGAGUACUGGCAUUUUUCCGCUGGGAAAUGACUCAAUGGAAUGAAUGGGGUACUGCAUGGUCAUUUACUAAGGAUGCUGACCGCGAGGGGAGCGUUGCUUAUGCACAGUGCCAAGUAUCAGUUCAGGAGGGUCUGGUAAUGUGUUUCUCAAUGCUUUGGAGGGGUACUCUCUCCGCUGUGAUCUCCGAGCUUGAUCCGGUCCCUGAAAUCAACAACAAAAUGGCCGAUGAUCAAACACCAUCAUUGGAAGGUCCUCCUUUACAGGGUGAUGAUGAGUAA